This is a messenger RNA of Polyodon spathula (Mississippi paddlefish), 2573 nucleotides long. Its product is annotated as proteasome activator complex subunit 3-like. Gene Ontology annotation, molecular function: endopeptidase activator activity. The transcript is spliced from 12 exons. Gene Ontology annotation, biological process: regulation of proteasomal protein catabolic process; positive regulation of endopeptidase activity; regulation of G1/S transition of mitotic cell cycle. Bases 257 to 970 code for a protein of 237 amino acids. Gene Ontology annotation, cellular component: cytoplasm; nucleoplasm; proteasome activator complex. The record is from RefSeq and is a predicted model, not a curated record. NCBI's taxonomy places the organism in Eukaryota, Metazoa, Chordata, Actinopteri, Acipenseriformes, Polyodontidae.
CUGCAAUUAGAAUGUCUUAUCUUCUCAAGGUGGACAAUGCAAUCAAGACAAAGGUCGAUGCUUUUAGAGAACGAAUUACUGGUGAAAAAAUGUAUGUUAACACCUCCCCUGACUGGCUCUACAGUGGAAUGUCAGUCUGUACUCUCCCGCUUUACUACACCCAGAUGUGCAAAGCUUGACAACUUGGCCGGGAUCCUACCAGAGAUUGCUGAGACCAAGCAAAAUAGUGAACUUGCAAGGCGCUACCAACUCCUCUAUGUGCAGCAAGGCAGAGGACUUGGUUGCAAAUUUCUUUCCAAAUAAAUUAUUGGAACUAGAUCAUUUUCUAAAGGAGCCUAUCUUAAAUAUUGUGGAAUUAAAAGAUAUCCAUUCAGAAAUAAACUUGACGGUGCCAGACCCAAUCUUCCUCACAAACAGUCAUGAUGCAUUGGAACCUCAAAAUGCAAAAAAGAGAAAGCUGAAUGAUGAUGCAGGUGAGGAAAAUUGUCAAGUGGCAGGUACCAAGGUAUUUGUGAUGCCCAAUGGGAUGAUGAGGAGUAACAAGCAGCUGGUGGACCUUAUAGAAAAAGUGAAGCCAGAGAUCAGGACCCUUAUAGAAAAAUGCAAUACAGUUAAAAUGUGGGUUCAGCUGUUAAUUCCAAGAAUAGAAGAUGGCAACAACUUUGGUGUAUCUAUUCAGGAAGAGACUGUAGCGGAGCUCCGAACAGUUGAGGGGGAGGCGGCUUCCUACCUGGACCAGAUUUCAAGAUACUACAUCACAAGAGCAAAACUAGUGUCCAAAAUAGCUAAAUAUCCACACGUGGAGGACUACCGGCGCACAGUGACAGAAAUUGAUGAGAAAGAGUACAUCAGCCUGAAAAUUAUAGUGUCUGAGCUGAGGAAUCAAUAUGUAACAUUGCAUGACAUGAUUCUCAAAAAUAUUGAAAAGAUCAAGAGACCCAGAAACAGCAACGCAGAGACCCUUUAUUAGGAAAUAAUUAUUAAGAAAUCCCAGUACUGUUAUCGUAGCUAAAGACCAUGGUUGCCUUGGGUUUGUGUCCGAGCAAAUGGACUGUCAAGAUGGGAAUAACUGGCUGGAAUUGUAAAGCACACGAUACUUCAAGCUUUUAUGUUAGUAUUAAAAAAAUAAACAUCUUUUGUUAUGUUUUUGUGAUGUGUUGCAAUUUUAAACCUCAGGUAUGCUUUCUUGAAAGUGCUUACUUCAUAAAGAAUGUCUUCUGCAAAACAAGAUAAGAACCAUUAGUGUGCUGCAUGUUAAGUAAAGACUGUCUCUCGCUCUCUCACUAUCACUCUCUCUCUCUCUCUCUCUGUAAAAGGUCUUGAGUUACAAUUACACUUUGUUAUAGUACUUGUAAUUUAGAGAUUGGGACUAAUUGUGUCCUGAAGUGGACCAAUUUUUCAAACUCUUUCAAAUUAUUUCAUUACUUUUAGAUUUCUUUAAAAUCCUGCUUUAAAAAAAAAAGCAUAUUUUGAAAAAUGAUAUUGCAAUACCUUUACUUGGUUUUAGUGCUGUUGCAAUUUUAUUUAUCUCAAAAGACUUUGUUCCAGAGAGAAAAGGUUUGUGUCGAAGGAAAAUAAUUAGCUGUGUAACACUUGUUACAUAUGCAUUUACAUUGUGUAGUUUUACAAAACGUUUUAGUAUUGUGUAACUAAUAAAUUGUGUACAGCACAUUUAAAAUGGGGUGCCACCCCUUUGCAUUAUUUUUAACUUAUCAAAAUAUUUGUUAUAGUUUUGCAGGCAACAUUGUUUUCUAACAAUGCAGAUAACUGCAUCUUUUUCUUUUUUUUUUGCUGGAAAGUCUAUAGAUGCAGUCAGAAAAGUAACACAGUACUGUACACUUAAGUUUGACUGACCCCUCCCAGUUCUUUUAUUUUAUUUUAACAUUUCAGUUAGGUUUUUAUCUGGUUCGUUCUUCUAUUUUUGAUAUUGAGUUUUCAAUCGCUGUAUUGAGAGAAACAUACAAAUAAAAAAUGUUCAUUUGGGUCAAAUCCAUUUACCCUGCCACAACACUGAAAAUUCACUUCCAUUUAGAACUGAAGAUGUAAGGUUUCACCUGCAGUUUUUAAUUUUGCUCAAUUUAUCAGAUUUUGACAUCCUAAUUUUUAGGGCCUUUUAAAUUUGGUGCAACAGAACUCUGAACCACUCUAAUGUAUUGUAAAACUGAAAAAGUAUCCUAUUGAAGCUAUCUUGUUUUGCAUGGGGUGUUUUUUUUUUUUUUUUUUUUUUUUUUUUUUUUUAAAUGUGGCGUCAAUUUCAUGACCCAGUGACAAGCAAAGAUUUAUUUUUAAUAGUAUUAUUUACUUUUUAACACGAUAUUGUGAUUCAAUCCAGUACUUUUAAUUUUGCUGCAAGAAUGGAUUUAUAAAUGUACCUACGAUUGUUACUUUAGAUUUGUUAUCGUUUUUUGAGAUUGCUUGGUCUUCCACUUUCCAUUGCAGUAUUAUGACUGGUAACAAAGUUGUUUUGUUUUUUAAAGACUGCAAUUCAAAGUUUGACCUCUUUAUUGUUGAAAUUAAGCUAUAUUGGUUACAUUUGGAAGAAAUGGAGUGAACAAAACUUUAAUUGGGGGCUU